Messenger RNA from Exophiala xenobiotica, 1620 nucleotides. RefSeq lists its product as uncharacterized. The coding region runs from base 1 to 1620 and encodes 539 amino acids. Gene Ontology annotation, biological process: protein import into peroxisome matrix. The transcript has 2 exons. Gene Ontology annotation, cellular component: peroxisomal membrane; cytosol. The record is from RefSeq and is a predicted model, not a curated record. Lineage: Eukaryota; Fungi; Ascomycota; Eurotiomycetes; Chaetothyriales; Herpotrichiellaceae. Gene Ontology annotation, molecular function: ATP hydrolysis activity; ATP binding.
AUGUUCCCUGUCAGACGAUGGCCUUUUUUCUGGAAACGGGCUCGCCAUGCAGGAGAUCGUCAUUCAAGGCAGCUGGUGCCUGCAGAAGCUCGAUGUGCUCGAUGUAACUCGAACCACGCUUCUCUACUACGUACACUGUCUCUCUUGCAUCUCAAGUUUUGGACAGACGAACUACAUGAGACGUCAGUUGCAAUGGAAAAGUCAUCUCAUGAUGUGCCCAAUGCCUCUGACGCACCCAACAUAGUCUCGCGGCACUUCUUCUAUAAUGCCAACGCCGCCCGUAUCAACACUGAUGCACACACCUUCAAUGUCAUACAGAGACAAUAUCCAGACAUUCCCAUUACUAUCGUUCCCCAAGGAAAUUGCAACUUGAAAGCUUACGCGAACGCUGGCCAUGCUACGGUGGAAUCGGUCGACCAGCUGCCAACAAGCGAGACAAGCAGGAAUGACAAAAACAAAAGGAUCUGGCCGGAAGCACUGAAAUGGACUGUAUUCGUCCCACCGGUCAAACGUCUCGACGGUGAUCAGGGGAUUAUCGCCGAGGAGUCAUUUUUCGAGUCUUACCUGUACAAGUGGCAGGACAUGACUUUCCUUGUCUAUCUCGUCGACGGCAGAGACGGGACGGAUGCGUGGCCACAGGUUCGCAACCAGUAUAUCCUGGGUGACAAGUCCGCCGUGCACACGCUGGUCGCAACCAUUGGCCGAUAUCAGACGUCUCUUCACGCUGAGGUCUGGGUUUUCGAAGGCCGCUGGAUGAAAGACUCUCAAUUGUACAAAAACGUGAUGAAGUCUCGAUGGGAGGACGUCAUUUUGGACAAAGACAUGAAAGACGACCUGAUAGAACUUGUCGAACGGUUCUACAGUUCUCGCGAACAGUAUCACCGGCUCCGCGUGCCGUGGAAGAGGGGCGUUAUCUUCUACGGGCCUCCAGGUAACGGCAAAACGCUCUCCAUUAAAGCGACCAUGCGGACUCUGUACAAACGCGAUCCGCCAAUCCCAACGCUGUAUGUCAAAGUACUCCUCAACCAGUACAGUAUUGAUGUUGUAUUCGCCAAGGCCAGGCAGGAGGCUCCUUGUUACUUGGUCUUCGAGGACCUGGACAGCCUGGUGACGGACAGAUUGCGCAGUUUCUUCCUCAAUGCUGUGGACGGCAUUUCUGAAAACGAAGGAGUGUUCAUGAUCGGAAGCACGAAUCAUCUUGACCGUCUUGACCCGGGCAUUGCGAAGCGCCCGUCGAGGUUCGAUAGGAAAUUCCUGUUUCCGAAUCCGAGCAUCGACGAAAGAGUGCAGUACUGCCACUACUGGCAGAAAGAGUUGCGUGAUAACAAGGAAAUCGAAUUCCCAGAUGAGAUUUGUCAGGCCGCGGCGAAGAUCACGGACGGCUUUUCUUUUGCUUAUAUUCAGGAGGCAUUUGUGACCGCGUUGUUGUCCAUUGCUCGGGAAAAGGAGGGCACCGUCGAGGCGGAAGAAAGAGAUGUGGUGGGCGAGUUGCAGGGUGAUUGGGAUCUGAUUGAUGUUGCAGACAAGGACAAGGAUUUGGACGAUUAUAUCCUUUGGCGAAAGCUGAAAUAUCAAAUUGAGUUGCUAAGGAAGGAGCUUGGGAACGAGGAGGGCGACUGA